Fimicolochytrium jonesii is the source of this 2679-nucleotide messenger RNA. Its product is annotated as MCM2/3/5 family-domain-containing protein. Bases 1 to 2535 code for a protein of 844 amino acids. Gene Ontology annotation, cellular component: nucleus; MCM complex. Gene Ontology annotation, molecular function: ATP binding; single-stranded DNA binding; single-stranded DNA helicase activity. The transcript is spliced from 3 exons. The record is from RefSeq and is a predicted model, not a curated record. Lineage: Eukaryota; Fungi; Chytridiomycota; Chytridiomycetes; Spizellomycetales; Powellomycetaceae.
AUGAACCCCUCGCAGCUGCUCGCCUCUUUCUGGGAUACCUACUUCCCACUCAAGACGUUCAGACUCCGCGACGACGACGUGGCAUUCGCAACCGCCUUCUUCCACUACUUCGUCCGGAACUACUCCUGCGCGGCAUCGUCCGACGAUGUUGGGCAUAUUGGAUGGAACAACAGCAAUAGUCAAACGACGACGGGAAGGGUGCUAUGGACGGACAGGGACACUGUAGAGCUGGAAUAUGGGGAUUUCGUGCAGGGUUGUGAGGAGGUCCCUGCUCUGGAGGCCAAGCUUCGCCAAUCACCAGGCUCCAUCCUGCCGUGUCUAAACCUCGCAGCCCACGCAGCAACCAUCUCCAUACUACGAGCUCAAGCGCCUGCAAACUCUUCUCACGCAAUCAAGCCGUCGUUUGAGAGACGCACAGUCCGACUCUUCAACUAUACCCAAUCCACCCCGAUUAAGAAAGUCAAAGCGAACCUCCUAUCAUCCUUCCUCAGUAUCCGCGGCACAGUCUUGCGCGUAGCAGUCGUCAAACCCGUGCUUACGUCCAUCCCAUACAUGUGCGAUGAUUGCGGAGAAGUGCAGGAGAUGGCAUUCAAAGAGCAGCCAACGCAUUACUACCGUGUGCCAGCCAAAUGUGCUCGGUAUGGCUGCAAGAGUCGAAAGUUCACCCCGCAGCUAGGCGCGACCGUCGCUCAGAACAAGCAGCGGAUCUGGGUGCGGGAGGACGCGAGUGAAGGCGAUCCGUCGUCGUCGUCGUCACGGGGAACGCAAGCGAGGGUCGUAGAGUGUGAGCUUGCGGAUGAGAUUGUGGAUUCCAUCAUGCCGGGAGAUGUAGUGACGGUCAGUGGGGUUCUGAAGGUCGUGGAAGGACGGAAAGUGGACACCUACGCGGGGCUCUAUAUCGAUGUCAACUCGAUAGUAAAGGCAAAUGAUGGGCGUGGGAUAAACGCCCUUGCGAAUCCGACUGGCAACGCUGGGGUUCUCAGUAAGGCGGGCAUAGCCUAUACGGAGGCAGACUUGUAUGGCAUUCGGCAACUGGCGGAGGAUCCCAACCUGUUUUCUUUGCUGGUGCAUUCACUCUGCCCAGCCAUAUACGGACACGAGGUGAUCAAGGCCACUCUUCUGCUCGCGCUGUUUGGAGGUCGUGUGAAGGGAUCCGCUGGAGCCCAAGAAGACAGAGGACCUCGAAAUUGCGCGCCGGAUCACAACACAUCAGUAUCCUCAGACAUUCACAUCAUGCUGGUCGGCGACCGCGGAAUGGGCAAAUCUCAAAUGCUAGCCUCUCUCAGCGCCGUCCUACCUCGAGGCGAAUACCUCACCGUUGGCACCUCCAAGUCUUCACCACCAAAUUUCGGCUUAAGCACUACCCGUCUCCCCGACUCCGGCAACGACGUGGCCGUAGAAGCCGGCCCCCUGGUGCUCUCGGACCUUGGGACAUGCUGCGUCGACAAUUUCGAAAAGUGCGCUCCCUGGCACACCUGGAUUGCCCAGACCCUCGACAACGGCUAUGUCACACUCGACGGCAGUGCGGAGGACGUGCCCAUGUACGUACAAGUCCCCGCCCGAACCUCUCUGAUCGUCGCCGCCAACCCCGUCUGUCCUACAAGCAGCGGCAUGCCCUCCGGCGGCAGUGGCGGUGGGGCAGGUGGGGGCUGGAGAAAAAGUGCGCCCGGCGGAAGCGCCACCGCCGCGCCAGUCGGCACCUACGACCGCAGCAAAACCGUCUGCGAAAACACCCGCAUGACCCCGGCCAUGCUCGCCCGCUUCGACCUCGUCUUCGUCAUCCUGGAUAUCCCCGAAAAAGAAAAAGACGGCUACAUGGCCCGCCGCGUCCUCGACCUCCACGCCGGUGGGACAAACAUGCGCGGACCCACGCCCCACCCGCGCGUCACAGCCUGCACCGACGUCCAAGACGACGCGUCCGAGUACCUUCAAACCGACCCGCUCCCCGACCGCCUCAAACACACCCUCCCCCCCGUAUCCACCCUUCUCCCGACACACCAACUGCGCGCCUACAUCGCCUACGCACGCACCCACGUCCACCCAUACUUAACUCCCGCCGCGGCCGCCGAGAUCCUCGCGAAUUACCCGACUCUGCACGCCCUGCAGCCGGCCGCGGCGGCGCCGUCGCGCACACUGGAGACGGUGGUGAAGAUGGCGGAGGCGAGAGCGAGGAGUGAGUUGCGGGAGGCGGUGGAGGUGGGGGAUGUGAGGGAUGUGGUGGAGCUGUGCAGGGAGGCGUUUGGGAGUUGUGCUGCUGUUGUCGAGGGGCCCGGUGCCGGGUUGGGGAAGAGGAAACGGGGUGCGGGUGGGGGUGGAGGUGUUGUGGCGGAAGCUCAGAGAUUCAUCGCACACCUCCGACAAUCCGCGGCAAACGGCACCAACCGAUACGACUUUGACGAGCUGAGACAGAUAGCAAAAGCAAUAAACAUCCCCUCAGCAACAACCCCAAACACCUUCUCGACUCUGCUGGACACGCUGAACGCCGACGGGUUCUUGAUCAAGAAGGGGCCGAGGGUGUAUGUUGUUUCGGGGUGAGACGAGGGGCGCAGAGCUGGCUAUCGAACUGUUAGAUGAUCACCGGAAGGGAGCGUACAACCAUUUGCCUAUUAUUUCUCGGACGGAGGAUCAGUGAUUAGGUAGUGGGGGCGGCGUGUAUGGAAUGGGAUGAAACGGGAUUGG